CUGUGAUAAAACCCUAGAUUUCUAAAAGUACGAAGAGCGAAAAUGGAGAGGUAGUUAAUUGAUCGCGACCAUUAGCAUCAUCUGCUUCAGGUUCUCGACGGUGAUUUACGGCGACUAAGCAGUAAUGGCGGAACACUUGGCAUCGAUAUUCGGAACAGAGAAAGACAGAGUUAACUGCCCCUUCUACUUCAAGAUCGGAGCUUGCAGACAUGGUGACCGCUGUUCCAGGCUUCACACCAAGCCCAGUAUCAGCCCAACCCUCCUCCUCUCCAACAUGUACCAGAGGCCCGACAUGCUCACCGCCCCUGGCGUUGAUCCUCAGGGCCAGUCUCUCGACCCCCGCAAGAUCCAAGACAACUUCGAGGAUUUUUAUGAGGAUCUGUUUGAGGAGCUAAGCAAAUACGGGCAGAUUGAGAGCUUGAAUAUUUGUGACAAUUUGGCCGACCACAUGGUGGGCAAUGUAUAUGUUCAGUUCAGAGAGGAAGAGCAUGCUGCAGCUGCGCUUCAGAAUCUAAGUGGAAGAUUUUAUGCAGGGCGCCCUAUUAUUGUUGACUUCUCUCCAGUGACGGAUUUUCGUGAAGCUACCUGUAGGCAAUAUGAGGAGAAUGUAUGCAAUCGAGGUGGAUACUGCAACUUCAUGCAUUUGAAGAAGAUUAGUAGGGAGUUGAGGAGGCGACUAUUUGGGAGAAGCAGACGGAGGCGUAGCCGUAGUCGAAGCAGAAGCCAUAGUCCUCAUAGGAACCGUGGAUAUGAGGAACGUCCACAUGGCGGCCGUGGUUUUGGUAGAAGAGAUGAUGAUAGAGAUCACCGUUCCCAUGACAGGGGCAGGAGACCUAGAAGCCGUAGUCCUGGACGUAGGUUUGGAGCGCGAAGUAGAAGCCCCCCUGGCUCUGGGGGAAGGAGGAAUAAGAGUCCAGUCAGAGAAAGUAGUGUUGAAAGAAGGGCUAAGAUAGAGCAGUGGAACAAAGAAAGGGAGCAGGCAGAAUCUGGUAGUAAAAAUGAUAAUGGUAAUACUGAGAUUGAUGGAAAUGGCUUUGCAAAUAGCAGUCCAUACGAUGACCGUCAGCAGUAGUAUGGUGGACUGAAUCACUGGCCCAAUGGAAUUUCUGGUUGGUCUGUUACUACAUCCCCAGCAUGAAACCUCAAUUCUUUCAGGCAGCUGACCAUGAUAAAAUACAGGUUUGCUUUCAACCACAGAAUAGAUUUUGAUGUGAUAUGCAGUUGAAGCACUGAGGUUUCUUUUAGACCAUAAUACAGGUGGACACCGUGUGUGCCGGUGAGAUCUUCCUAUUUUAUAGUGGGCAUUUUAAUGUUUGGAUACUAAGAACAGCAAGAGUAUUGCUUCAACUAUUAGAUAUUUGCCUAAGCAGGCGUUUUAUAGUGUUUGAACUAGUCAUUUGGAAUUUUUAGGAUAAUAUAUUGUGAUUUAGAGUGAGAA
This is a messenger RNA of Ziziphus jujuba (common jujube), 1438 nucleotides long. Its product is annotated as splicing factor U2af small subunit B. Gene Ontology annotation, biological process: mRNA splicing, via spliceosome. The coding region runs from base 125 to 1072 and encodes 315 amino acids. The record is from RefSeq and is a predicted model, not a curated record. Gene Ontology annotation, cellular component: spliceosomal complex; U2AF complex. Lineage: Eukaryota; Viridiplantae; Streptophyta; Magnoliopsida; Rosales; Rhamnaceae. The transcript has 6 exons. Gene Ontology annotation, molecular function: metal ion binding; pre-mRNA 3'-splice site binding.